Messenger RNA from Physeter macrocephalus (sperm whale), 1533 nucleotides. RefSeq names its product presenilin associated rhomboid like (gene PARL). Gene Ontology annotation, cellular component: membrane. NCBI's taxonomy places the organism in Eukaryota, Metazoa, Chordata, Mammalia, Artiodactyla, Physeteridae. The transcript has 12 exons. The record is from RefSeq and is a predicted model, not a curated record. Gene Ontology annotation, molecular function: serine-type endopeptidase activity. The coding region runs from base 36 to 1319 and encodes 427 amino acids.
UAAGGUCGGGCCAUGGUGGGGAAGAGGUUGGGAAGAUGGCGUGGCGAGGCUUGGCGCAGAGAGGCUGGGGCUGUGGUCAGCCGUGGGCUCCGCCGGCGGGCGGCCGCAGCUGCGAGGAGCUCACUGCGGCCCUGGCUCAGCCGCGGCUGCUCGGGCGCAGGUUUAACUUUUUUAUUCAGCAAAAAUGUGGAUUCAGAAAAGCACCCAGGAAGGUUGAACCUCGAAGAUCAGACACAGGAACAAGUAGUGAAGCAUACAAGAGAAGUGCUUUGAUUCCUCCUGUAGAAGAAACAGCCUUUUAUCCUUCUCCCUAUCCUAUAAGGACUCUUGUAAAGCCUUUGUUUUUUACUGUUGGGUUUACAGGCUGUGCAUUUGGAUCAGCUGCCAUUUGGCAAUAUGAAUCACUGAAAUCCAGGGUCCAGAGUUAUUUUGAUGGUAUAAAAGCUGAUUGGUUGGAUAGCAUAAGACCACAGAAGGAAGGAGACUUCAGAAAGGAGAUUAACAAGUGGUGGAAUAACCUAAGUGAUGGCCAGCGGACUGUGACAGAUAAGGAAACUGGCUUUCAGAGAAGGAACUUUUCGAAGGUCACACUGCUAGCUGCGAGGCAUGCGGCAUCCCAGCUCCCUGACCAGGGAUUGAACUCGCACCCCCCUGCAUUGGAAGGCGAAGUCUCAACCACUGGACUGCCAGGUAUCAUAGCUGCAAAUGUUUUUGUAUUUUGUUUGUGGAGAGUACCUUCUCUACAGCGGACGAUGAUCAGAUAUUUCACAUCCAGUCCAGCCUCAAAGGUCCUUUGUUCUCCAAUGUUGCUGUCAACAUUCAGCCAUUUCUCCUUGUUUCACAUGGCAGCAAAUAUGUAUGUCUUGUGGAGCUUCUCCUCCAGCAUAGUGAACAUUCUCGGUCAAGAGCAGUUCAUGGCAGUGUACUUAUCUGCAGGUGUUAUUUCCAAUUUUGUUAGUUACGUGUGUAAAGUUGCCACAGGAAGAUAUGGACCAUCACUUGGUGCAUCGGGCGCAAUCAUGACUGUCCUUGCAGCUGUCUGCACUAAGAUCCCAGAAGGGAGGCUCGCCAUUAUCUUCCUUCCAAUGUUCACGUUCACGGCAGGGAAUGCCCUAAAAGCCAUUAUUGCCAUGGAUACAGCAGGAAUGAUCCUGGGAUGGAAAUUUUUUGAUCAUGCAGCACAUCUUGGGGGAGCUCUCUUUGGAAUAUGGUAUAUUACUUAUGGUCAUGAACUCAUUUGGAAGAACAGGGAGCCUCUAGUGAAAAUUUGGCAUGAAAUGAGGACUAACGGCCCCAAAAAAGGAGGUGGCUCUAAGUAAAACUGGGGUUGGACAAUACUGGUACGACUGGUCCAUGCUGCCUGAAGCCCUAGGAAUGCAUCGGCCCUGGAGUGACCACAUCUUUGCUCCUGCCUGGAAGACACUGAGCAUCUAGCUUUCCCAGUAUUUUAAACUAUGUCCCCAGUACAUGUCUCAUUAGAAAAUGAAUUAUGACAAAGUUGUGAAAUAAAGGUUUAUAUCUCUAGUUUGUAAA